AUGGACCAAGUAGCCUCUUUGACCCGGACAUUACCCGACACCUGCUACGUUAACAAACUUCAUCAUAUCAUUCAACCAAAAUUGAGGGGAUCUAUUCUUUGGAACCCACAUUUGCUUAGGUAUAACAUCAUGAACUUUGAUGCAGGAAUCUUCAACAACAUUCGGAGAACAUGGAUCAUCAACAUCUUUCUCCUUCUCUAUUUCUGGGGAUUUUUCAACCAUUUUUACUUGGGGAUCUUCAUCUGAAGUUGGAGCAUUUUUAACAACUUCUUCUUUCUCUU
Messenger RNA from Lactuca virosa, 281 nucleotides. The record is from the annotation of a GenBank genome assembly. Lineage: Eukaryota; Viridiplantae; Streptophyta; Magnoliopsida; Asterales; Asteraceae.